GAUUGACACUUAACAAUUCCAAUUCACCAAAAGUAAAGAUCUGUGAUGGGGUGGUGAAUUUAAGAAUUUAGUUUGCGUGCUUGCUAGUUUUCUGGAGUAAUAGGUGCCAAAUUUCCAUGCUUGUUAAAACGGCGGGUUAUUAAUUUUCCGUAAGGAGAUGGCGACACAGCCAAGCGACAGCACCGAAUUUCCACCAGAAAUAAUACUUAAGCCCUUAGCACUUAUUGGGCUUUCUGGGCUGGAUACCAUUAAUAAUGCAGUGCACAAAGCUAUAUGGGACGCGUUUUCAAAUAACCGAAGGGCCGAUCGCGCAUCUGUACGUUUUAAAUUACUCAACAACACGUUUGAAUUUCCUGUUGUUAAGCCAAAAAGAAAUUCCUACGAAUGGUAUAUACCCAAAGGAAUUUUGAAAAAAAAUUGGAUUCAUAAAAGGGUAAAUUUAAUUCCUGCUGUAGUAGUCAUAUUUUAUGACAUGGAGUGGAAUGAUCCUCAAUGGAAUGAAAAAAUAAUCGAGUGUGCAUCUAGAGUCCAGUCCAUCCGAGCCGCCGUCGAAGGACACGCCACCCGGGUGGCGGUGGUCGUAGUACAGAGUGGGCUAUCUCCGCCUCCAUCAGAAUACAUGCUGGGCGCAGAACGGGCCCAGGCGCUUUGUGCAGCUUGUGAAAUACAAUCCAAAUCAUUAUUUGUUCUUCCCCAUAGUGACCACCUCAUGGGUUACAUAAUACGGCUCGAGAAUGCUUUUUAUGAUAUUGCUCAAAAUUACUACCACCAUGAGACUAAAAAUAUUAAGCAGCACAGAGAUCAUCUUAACAAAACUACCCAUCAAUAUUUGUUUGUGCGUCAUCAAUACAAGUUGGGAUAUUUAAAUGAACUGAAGCAAGACCUAAGCACAGCUCACAAACAUUACAUGCAUGCAUACAGUAACUUAUUAGAAACACGUACAGUUGACACCAACAUGCAUGAAAUCAGAACAGUGGCUGGGUACAUCAAUUAUAAGUUGUGUAAACUUUUGUUUGCAUUAAAUCUACCCCGAGAUGCCAUUGCACAGUUAAAAUCUCAUAUUGAGCGUUACAAGAGCAGAGUUGGGCCAACAGAACUUCUCUUUGAACAUUAUGCAUGGAUCGCUCGACAAUACAGUGCCUUUGGAGAGCUCUUUGACGAGGCUAUUCGUGCAGGUCUACCCGGUAUACAGUCGCAACAUCCAGGCUUCUAUUACCAGCAGGCAGCUCAAUUUACUACCAUGAGAAGACAAGCAAUGCGGUCGGUUUGCUGUGACGCCAUGCAAUAUCCUCCGCCUCCUGAUCCAUUAGAAGGAACAGUUGAGUUCUAUGGUCAAAGACCUUGGAGGCCAGGCAGACUGAGCGCUGAUCCUCAUGAUCCUCAAAAAGAACAGGCCGCCAUCUUAGCCUUACAGUACAGUGAGCGUAUGUUCAAUCACUCAGGAAUGAUUGUAAGCUUCUUGGGUAGUACCAUUUCUCAAUUCAAAACAUUCCACUCUCCACGAAUGAGGAAGCAAUUAGUGGUAGAAAUGGCUAAUGAAUACUAUUACUGUAAUGAUUUUGGCAAGGCUUUAACUCUAUUAAGCCAUAUGUUGUGGGACUACAGAAGGGAGAAGUGGUGGUUUUUGGCAUCCCAUGUUUUAAAUCGUGCUUUGCAAUGUGCCUAUCUUGCAGCUAAAAUACAGGAUUAUAUCCAACUUUCUGUUGAAGCAUUAUCUAAACAUAUACAAGUACCAAACAAUGACAAGGAAAGAAUAUUUAGGAAUAUCAUGUCUGUUCUCAAUCUUACAAUUCCUGCUCCCGAACCAGAAUUACCUGCUUCGUCCCAAAGUAAGGCGUUAGAAUUAUGGCAGCUUGCAGUAGAAAAAGAACCUUUCGUUAUUGCUAUUGAUAUGGUUAAUAUUUCCAGUUUCUUAGAAGUGAAAAGCAAAUUCAAGCAACAAAUAUAUAGGAUGGAUGAAGUUGUGGAGGUAGAGGUGUAUGUGCGAUUAUCUUAUGUCACGUCACUUGAAGUUAAAAAAUUGUUUUUAACAAUAUCCAGUAAAACAGAGACCAUCGAAAUUCCUAUAUCUGAUAAUGGGAACACACUCAUCUCUUUGGUUGGAGGAAAAGUUAAGAAAUUUAUUUGUCAAUUCAAAACAAACCCUAAUGACAGCGGUACAGACCUCUACAUAAAAAAUGUUUCUAUUGUACUCGAUUCGGAUAGGAAAAGAAAAAUUGUGAUGAACUUUAAAGUGGAAGACACUAAGAUUGUAGAAACUGCUGUGCAUCCAGAGUUAUUGCAUUUCAUUUUAAGUCCGAAAGCUGACUAUGAAUUCGAUUGCAUUGUGCCUUGCACAACAACCUCCAUUACGGCCAGGGAGUGCAGGCUCUCACUAGAUGUAUCAAACGCGUGUCCUGCUCUGCAGGGCGAGUGGUUUCCCACAUCGUUCACUGUGGUAAACAAUGAAGAGUCUCAAGUUAAUGACAUGCUGAUUACAGUAUCCCUUGUGAGCACUCUUGAUAACCAAAACCCAGAUUCAGUAACAGAUUUAAGCUGGAAACCCGGACAGUCACAGGGGCAGCCUUUGAAAAUUUCAGCAGAUUUACCUGAAAUGCCAAAGCUGGAAUGUGUUAAAGAGUUUACAACAAAAGUGAUAGUGAUAAAACCUUUUGAGGUGACAACUCAAUUUGUUGGUAUGAAUUUCAAACCUAUAAGCAAAUGUUUUGUUAAUGAUGACUUUGUUGUGAUGCCACAAAUCAAAAUACUAAGUCCAUGGGACUUGCUCAUUGUUGACACCGAGUUGGAUGUAGCUGCUUGCUUUGACUAUGGUGAUAGUAAGCCUUCAUCUUGUGUAAGUAAUUUGGAGGUAGCAGAAAAAAAUGUAGCAUCAGAUGCGGUUUGUGUGCGGGCAAAAUACAAACCUAAAGACCCACCAACUCGAGUAGGCCUCUACAACAUAACCUGGAGGAGAAGUAACUUCCAAGGUCAUAGUGUAAGAAGUACUACUGCUCUAUCCGGCAUCCCAGUGGAUGACUGCCCUAUAUCAUUACAAGUUAAUUAUCCAGAAAUUAUUGAGUUACAAACCUCUGUUCCACUCAAGUGUACUUUAUUUGGUAACACAAAUACACCAAUAAGGCUCUGUCUCACUUUAGAGGGAACAGAUGCCUAUAUGUUCUCAGGAUACAAACGGCUCAUGGUGACAGUGCCCCCCCAUGAUAAAGUUGAUCUCUGUUACAACAUACAACCUCUUGUCACUGGAAACACCACACCGCCCAGGUUAAAAGCCACAGUUCUAGGUGAAGCGGCCAAUCAGGAAGUUGUUAAAGAGAUGUUUGACAAGAAAUUUCCACAGAAUAUAUUUGUUAUGCCUAAGUACAAUAAAUAAAUUGUAUUUAACUGUUGAUCCUUCAAUUUUAAUAGAAUUGUAAAUAGCUAAGAACAAAACAUAUUACUAUUAAACAGUUAUCUUGUGAUUAUUUUACCAAUAAAUUUAGUUAUUUGUUA
This is a messenger RNA of Papilio xuthus (Asian swallowtail), 3486 nucleotides long. It is a transcript of the gene gry, whose product is annotated as trafficking protein particle complex subunit 11 gry. NCBI's taxonomy places the organism in Eukaryota, Metazoa, Arthropoda, Insecta, Lepidoptera, Papilionidae. The record is from RefSeq and is a predicted model, not a curated record. Gene Ontology annotation, cellular component: cytoplasm. The transcript is spliced from 2 exons. The coding region runs from base 158 to 3367 and encodes 1069 amino acids.